AUGCCGAUGCUGCCGCGAAACGUGCUCGAGUUAUGGAGUAGCUUCAACGAGAAACUAACUCCAACGGAUAUGAAAAAGAUGACCUCCUUGUUGGUAGACUUCACGCACCGCAGAAUCAACAAGACCCAAGCCAUCAAAUCUGCUCUGCUUCUGCUCGAGAGAGACGAGUUUCUCUAUCCACGCUUCGCAGACUUUCUCCGCGGGAUCGAGCCUCGAGAAGAUGAUGAAGACAGACACACCCGAGACGGCGAUGAAGCUUCCAGUCUCGAAGAAGGCGAGAUUCGAAAAGACCAUCUUCGUGAUGGAGAGGGAGAGACCGAUGAAGUUUCCGGUCUCGAAGAAGGCGAGAUUCGACGAGACCAUCAUCUUCGUGAUCAAGAGAUUGAAGACGACGUGAAGAAUCUUGGGAUUGUGGUUGAUGUAGAUGAGAAGCUGAAAGAAGAUUCCUUUACCAAGUUAGAAAAUAUCGAUUUGGAGAGAAAGAAGAGGAAGCAAAGAGGAAUCUUGCACAAAGAAUCGCAACAGAUUGAGUCAUCUCCGAAGAAAACAAGAACAUCGACCAAGGGUUUAGAACGAUUAAACCCUAGCUAUAGGUGUAUCCCCAAGGAGGAGCAGUCUCCGGUCUCAGACGACACGGUACUCAACAACAAGUACAAAUCAGUGAGUCAGAAGAAAGAUGAUAAUGUGGUGUGGAAAAGUAAGAAGCUAAACGAGUACGAAGUAGCAAUGGCGAGAUGCGAAGAGGAUAUGUAUAAGGUAGAUAUGUGGAUGAGAUGUCUGAGAGAUGCGGUGGAGAUUGCAGAGAAAGCCAUGAGAGAAGAUAAGGGACUGGAAGGUGUUGGAGGGAAGUUCUACAGAACAGUCGAGCAGAUAUAUGGACGACAUGGUCUUGAAGUGACUGAAGUGGUGAGACGAAACCACAAGAAAGCUUUACCUGUGAUCUUGCCUCGGUUGGAGCAGAUGCUGAGUGAGCUCAUAGUUGCUCAAGAGAGAUGGACACCUAUCUGGAAGCAAGCCUUUGAGAAAAACACUGCUAAGCAAAAGCAAAGAGAUUCUCGCAGGAAAAAAUGA
Molecule: messenger RNA, 1071 nt
Organism: Microthlaspi erraticum
Lineage: Eukaryota; Viridiplantae; Streptophyta; Magnoliopsida; Brassicales; Brassicaceae
Source: the annotation of a GenBank genome assembly